AUGGAAUGUUCAAUGCGUAUCCGCGUGAUUGGGGAAACAAAACAAUGCCCACAGUGUCGGACUGAUAUCUCUAUUCUCUACUAUGUAUCUGCUCCUCCAGGUCAAAAACUUCUUUUAAAACUUCCAACUAAUUGUAUUGACCAUACCGAAUAUGAAGCUAAAUUUUCUGUCCGUUUUGAUUUAAAAUAUGCCUUAGAAUGCUUUGAUUCUUUUUUGGUUGAACGCCGCAAGAAAUGUGUUGAGAGACUAAAUGAAUGGGUUUUCUUUGACACAACAAAGAAUUCUAAAACUAGUAUUAUACACGGUCGAUUCGAGUAUAUUUUAGAAAGUAAAGGAAUUUGGCGCUGCUCUAAAAAUCCAGAUGAAUUGUAUAAAUGCAAUGCUUAUUUAAAAGAAUUUCAAAAGAAUUACAUUUUGUGUGCUGAUCACACGUGCGAUUUGAUAAAACGAUGGGGAUGUGUUGAUAAAAAUGUAAAACCAAAUCUUGGAAUGGAAAAUUGUAUGAUUUUUUUUUUAUUUUUGAAAAAAAUUUUUGCGGUACUUAUGCCUCUCCCCUCGGUCCAUUUUGUGUUAAAUAUGAAAGGUUUAAAAAGCAGAAAAAUUGGGAUUUAUUUUACUAGUUCAAAACCUGAAACCCGUUAA
Meloidogyne enterolobii is the source of this 642-nucleotide messenger RNA. The record is from the annotation of a GenBank genome assembly. NCBI's taxonomy places the organism in Eukaryota, Metazoa, Nematoda, Chromadorea, Rhabditida, Meloidogynidae.